Molecule: messenger RNA, 743 nt
Organism: Olea europaea var. sylvestris
Lineage: Eukaryota; Viridiplantae; Streptophyta; Magnoliopsida; Lamiales; Oleaceae
Exons: 3
Coding region: 28-555 (175 amino acids)
Biological process (GO): regulation of root meristem growth
Molecular function (GO): growth factor activity
Source: RefSeq, a predicted model, not a curated record
UUUUCAAGAACAACAAAUUUCGGACAAAUGGCAUCUGUAAAUUUUGCAGGAUUAAUACGGUGUUUUAUCUUCAUUUUGCUUGCCCUGCAUAGCCCUGCUGCAAAUGGAAAUGAAGGAACAGGAGAAUAUGUGUCUCUUCACCAUGAUGUUCAUGAGGAUACUUUUACUGCUCCUUUAGAAGUUACUGGAAGAAAAAAUAUAGGAGGAAGAAAAUUUCUGUUAAAAGAAUCGCCCAUGCGCGAGGUCGAGAAAGAGCAAGGACACGAAAAACCAUUAAGCGUUUCAGGGAAAAAUAGACCUACUUACCAGAAGAACACUGAUGAAAUAUUCAAGCAAAAGAGACAGAAAUCUGAAGGCAUAGGGGCUCCAAGUGAUCCCAACACUGGAAAUGAAAACGUGUUUCACAAAAAUAAUCACAAGACUCGCGAAAAAGAUGAUUCACGUGCAUUUCUUGAUGCAGCAGACGAGGUUGUAAACCUGAUGCGCAAGGACUAUAAGGGUGCAGAUAGGCCUAGCCGGAAGCCACCAAUUCAUAAUCACGAGCCGACAGAUUAAGAACGGAUUACGAAUAACGUACUUGUAUAGGUUUAGACUUUACAAUUUUGCCCCACAAGUGAAGUCACCUGACAGUAACAACUGUAUUUUGUUAUAUGAUUGUGUUUGUGUACUCUUUACUUAAAACUCAUCGACUAGAAACUCGUUAACUUUGUACAAUGUACACUAUACAACUCUUUAAGCCUUUU